Messenger RNA from Durusdinium trenchii, 935 nucleotides. Lineage: Eukaryota; Dinophyceae; Suessiales; Symbiodiniaceae. The record is from the annotation of a GenBank genome assembly.
UUUGGCUCGCUUGUGCUAGAGGCUCCAAGAAAUCGGCCGGCGGCUUUUGGAUGUAGAGUGGCCAGAGCCUUUGUGCCAGCAUGGCUGCGAAAUCGAUUCUUUUGCUCGCCGUUCAGUUGCCGUCCGUAUUUGCAUCAGGGCUGCCGAAUCUUCCGUCUGAGGGGAAUCUUACGGAGCAGCAUCCAUGGUGCUCUGUAUCAGUAUCCCGACGAGUCCGUAGCCAUGUGGAUGAAGCAAUCCAGGCCCACCACAUCCUGCAGAAGCUUCCAGAAAAGUGUCCGCUCCAUCCGCAGAGAGACCUCUUAGCAGACAAUGGCAAUGGAUCAGAACCUGGGCAAUCGGUUUGCAUGGCUGACUACUGCGAGAUUUUUGGAGCCUGCGAGGCCGACCAGGCGCCGUGCGAGGCACAGCGGAUGGCGGAGCAGAAGAAACGCUGCGAAAAGCUGCUUCUGCAGUGCUUCCCCCCCGGGUCUCAGGAUGUCGCCACACGGCGAUUGCAUUCACACUACUCAAGGAAGUGGUGCCGAGAGCUGGACUGUGAGCUCCGGACACAUAGAGAAGAGGAGGACUUGAGAUCCUUAACGGCGAUCUCCCCAUUGUUGGGCUUCAUCGUCGUGUUGUGCAUGGCAGCGUUCGCUGCGAUGAUUCUUCUCAUCGGAGGGGGAGACGACGUCCUCUUCCUCAUGUACGAGUGCGGGUUGGUGCCACAACGUUUGAUGCGAAGUUGGGUGCAAACUCGUGAUGGCCUGCGAAAAUACGCAGGACUUCCAAUCUCCCACGUCUCCUAGUGUGCCAACAAAGUGCCACAGAGCUGAAUAGGCGAUCCUUCAGGUCCACAGAGACUUGGAAGGCAUAAAUUCAUUACUUCGUUUCCGAAGUGCGUCCAUCUGGAACGCACGCUGCAGGAACGGUGAAGAUUUCAGAGCGGCUCAUGC